AUGGGUAAGGAAAAUGCCACCCAGGUGGAGGAGUUCAUCCUUUUGGGGUUCACAGAAGAUGCGGGGCUCCAGCUGGUGCUCUUUUUCAUCUUCCUCAUCAUUUAUGUCUUCAGCCUCUUGGGAAAUCUCACCUUGAUUUCCCUGAUCUGCGCCGAUUCUCGACUCCACACGCCCAUGUACUUCUUUAUUGGAAACCUGUCCUGCCUGGACCUCUGGUAUUCUUCUGUCUACUCCCCUAAAAUCCUAGUGACCUGCAUCUCUGAAGACAAAAGCAUCUCCUUUGCUGGCUGCCUCGCUCAGUUCUUCUUCUCCGCCGGGCUGGCCUACACUGAGUGCUACCUGCUGGCCGCCAUGGCCUAUGACCGCUACAUGGCCAUCUCCAGUCCCCUGCUUUAUUCCCAGGCCAUGUCCCCAUGGCUAUGUGCCAGUCUUGUCACUGCUUCAUACCUUGGUGGCUUUGUAAACUCCACCAUCAUCACCAGUGAGACUUUCACCCUGAGCUUCUGUGGCGACAAUGUCAUCGAUGAUUUCUUCUGUGACCUGCCUCCGCUGGUCAAGUUGGCCUGUGAUAUGGAGGAGAGCUACCAGGCGGUGCUGUACUUCAUCCUGGCCUCCAACGUCAUUGCUCCUGCCACGCUCAUCCUGGCCUCCUACCUCUUCAUCAUCGCCGCAGUCUUGAGGAUCCGCUCCGCCCAGGGCCGCCUCAAGGCCUUCUCCACGUGCGGCUCCCACCUGACUGCCGUCACCCUGUACUACGGCUCCAUUCUCUUCAUCUACUCCCGACCCAGCACCAGCUACGCCCUGGAACGGGACAAAGUGGUGUCGGUGUUCUACACCGUGGUCAUCCCCAUGUUGAACCCUUUGAUCUACAGCUUGAGAAAUAAAGAUGUCAAAGAGGCCCUGAGGAAAAUACUAGUUAGAGCUGAGUUUCCUUAA
Molecule: messenger RNA, 936 nt
Organism: Fukomys damarensis (Damara mole-rat)
Lineage: Eukaryota; Metazoa; Chordata; Mammalia; Rodentia; Bathyergidae
Product: olfactory receptor 1013-like
Exons: 1
Coding region: 1-936 (311 amino acids)
Biological process (GO): G protein-coupled receptor signaling pathway; sensory perception of smell
Cellular component (GO): membrane
Molecular function (GO): G protein-coupled receptor activity; odorant binding; olfactory receptor activity
Source: RefSeq, a predicted model, not a curated record